CUGGAAAAACUUUAGUAAAGAAUGAAGCAAAUCUUUUUAAUAGUACAGGUUGUCGCUUUUUUGUGUAUAGCAAGUAUCAAUGGCAGUGGGAGUAGUGGGGGAAGUGGAAGUGGUGGAAAUAGUACCAGUGGAAGUGGAACAAGUGGAAGCGGAACAAGUGGAAGCGGAACAAGUGGAAGCGGAACAAGUGGAAGUGGAACAAGUGGAAGCGGAACAAGUGGAAGCGGAACAAGUGGAAGCGGAACAAGUGGAAGCGGAACAAGUGGAAGCGGAACUAGUGGAAGCGGAACUAGUGGAAGCGGAACUAGUGGAAGCGGAACAAGUGGAAACGGAACUAGCGGAAGUGGAAGUAAUGUAAAUAGUACCAGUGGAGUUAGUGGCAAUGGGACCAGUGGGUCUGGAAGUAGUGUAAAUGGAAGCGGAACUGUGCCGCAAAACAGUUCGUGUAUAAUGACUACUCGCGGAGGAAAUUCAAACGGUUCGUGUUGUUACUUUCCUUUUAUCUAUCAGCAAAAGAUUUACAACAACUGUACAGCAAACCUAAGUAACUCUUUUUGGUGCGCAACGACAUCUAAUUUUGAUAAAGAUGGCAUGUGGGGUUAUUGUUACGGUAUUUGGUCAGAUUGGAGUGAAUGGUCUGAUUGCAAUGUGUCUUGCGGGAUUGGAGUUAUGAAUAAAUCAAGAAUUUGUUUAAAUGAUAGCAAUUUAUGUGUUGGUGAAAGUUAUAAUAUAACAACAUGUUUUAGCAACAUAAGUUGUGCAGGUGUAUGGUCAGAUUGGAGUCAAUGGUCUGAUUGCAAUGUGUCUUGUGGUAUUGGAGUUAUGAAUAAAUCAAGAAUUUGUUUCAAUGAUAGCAAAUUAUGUGUUGGUGAAAGUUAUAAUAUAACAACGUGUUUUAGCAACGUAAGUUGCGCAGGUGUAUGGUCAGAUUGGAGUCAAUGGUCUGAUUGCAAUGUGUCUUGUGGUAUUGGAGUUAUGAAUAAAUCAAGAAUUUGUUUCAAUGAUAGCAAAUUAUGUGUUGGUGAAAGUUAUAAUAUAACAACUUGUUUUAGCAACGCAAGUUGUGCAGGUGUAUGGUCAGAUUGGAGUCAAUGGUCUGAUUGCAAUGUGUCUUGUGGUAUUGGAGUUAUGAAUAAAUCAAGAAUUUGUUUCAAUGAUAGCAAAUUAUGUGUUGGUGAAAGUUAUAAUAUAACAACUUGUUUUAGCAAUGUAAGCUGUCCAGGUUUAUGGUCAGAUUGGAGUGAAUGGUCUGAUUGCAAUGUGUCUUGUGGUAUUGGAGUUAUGAAUAAAUCAAGAAUUUGUUUCAAUGAUAGCAAAUUAUGUGUUGGUGAAAGUUAUAAUAUAACAACUUGUUUUAGCAACGUAAGUUGUGCAGGUGUAUGGUCAGAUUGGAGUCAAUGGUCUGAUUGCAAUGUGUCUUGUGGUAUUGGAGUUAUGAAUAAAUCAAGAAUUUGUUUCAAUGAUAGCACAUUAUGUGUUGGUGAAAGUUAUAAUAUUACAACAUGUUUUAGCAAUCUAAGCUGUGCAGGUGUAUGGUCAGAUUGGAGUGAAUGGUCUGAUUGCAAUGUGUCUUGUGGUAUCGGAGUUAUGAAUAAAUCAAGAAUUUGUUUUAAUGAUAGCAAAUUAUGCAUUGGUGAAAGUUAUAAUAUCACAACUUGUUUUAGCAAUUUAAGCUGUGCAGGUGUAUGGUCAGAUUGGAGUCAAUGGUCUGAUUGCAAUGUGUCUUGUGGUAUUGGAGUUAUGAAUAAAUCAAGAAUUUGUUUCCAUGACAGCACACUAUGUGUUGGUGAAAGUUAUAAUAUAACAACUUGCAAUAUAAGCUGUGCUGGUGUUUGGUCAGAUUGGAGUCAAUGGUCUGAUUGCAAUGUGUCUUGUGGUAUGGGAGUUAUGAAUAAAUCAAGAAUUUGUUUCAAUGAUAGCAAAUUAUGUGUUGGUGAAAGUUUUAAUAUAACAACUUGUUUUAGCAAUGUAAGCUGUGCAGGUGUUUGGUCAGAUUGGAGUGAAUGGUCUGAUUGCAAUGUGUCUUGUGGUAUUGGAGUUAUGAAUAAAUCAAGAAUUUGUUUCAACAAUAGCAAAUUGUGUGUUGGUGAAAGUUAUAAUAUAACAACAUGUUUUAGCAACAUAAGCUGUGAAGGUAUUUGGUCAGAUUGGAGUGAAUGGUCUGAUUGCAAUGUUUCUUGUGGUAUUGGAGUUAUGAAUAAAUCAAGAAUUUGUUUCAAUGAUAGCAAAUUAUGUGUGGGUGAAAGUUAUAAUAUAACAACUUGUUUUAGCAACGUAAGCUGUGCAGGUAUUUGGUCAGAUUGGAGUCAAUGGUCUGAUUGCAAUGUUUCUUGUGGUAUUGGAGUUAUGAAUAAAUCAAGAAUUUGUUACAAUGAUAGCAAAACUUGUGUUGGUGAAAGUUAUAAUAUAACAACUUGUUUUAGCAACAUAAGCUGUGCAGGUAUUUGGUCUGAUUGGAGUGAAUGGUCUGAUUGCAAUGAAUCUUGUGGUGUUGGAGUUAUGAAUAAAUCAAGAAUUUGUUUCAAUAACGGCAAUUUAUGUAUUGGUGAAAGUUAUAAUAUAACAACUUGUUUUAGCAAUGUAAGCUGUUUAGGUGUUUGGUCAAGUUGGAGUGAAUGGUCUGUUUGCAAUGUGUCUUGUGGUAUUGGAGUUAUGAAUAAAUCAAGAAUUUGUUUUAUUGAUAGCAAGUUAUGUGUUGGUGAAAGUUAUAAUAUAACAACUUGUUUUAGCAAUGUAAGCUGUGCAGGUGUUUGGUCAGAUUGGAGUGAGUGGUCUAAUUGCAAUGUGUCUUGUGAUAUUGGAGUUAUGAAUAAAUCAAGAAUUUGUUUCAACAAUAGCAAAUUAUGUGUUGGUGAAAGUUAUAAUAUAACAACUUGUUUUAGCAACGUAAGCUGUGUAGGUAUUUGGUCAGAAUGGAGUGAUUGGUCUGAUUGCAAUGAAUCUUGUGGUGUUGGAGUUAUGAAUAAAUCAAGAACUUGUUUCAUCGAUAGCAAAUUAUGUAUUGGUGAAAGUUACAAUAUAACAACUUGUUUCAGCAAUCUAAGCUGUCCAGGUGUUUGGUCAGAUUGGAGUGAAUGGUCUGAUUGCAAUGUGUCUUGUGGUAUUGGGGUUAUGAAUAAAUCAAGAAUUUGUUUUAACGAUAGCAAAUUAUGUGUUGGUGAAAGUUAUAAUAUAACAACUUGUUUUAGCAAUGUAAGCUGUGUAGGUGAAUGUGAUUUCUUACUACUGGGGUUUUAUAUGAAUGUCACACAAAGUAUUUUUAAAGAUAUGACUUUUGAAAUGGUUUUUAUAUUUCAAAAAAUAUAUAAUAAUGGUUUUGGAGUUGUACCCAGAGAUAUUGAGUUGGAUUUUGGUGAUGGAACAUUGAGAAAGAUAUCAGAUCAAGAAAUGACAGAAAACCAAUAUUAUUUAAAUUAUUCAACUAUUCAUAGCUAUAAUGAAUGUGGAAAAUACAAAAUUAACUACACUGUUAAACCAUGUAAUACUUCUCACCAAUUUAAUUACUUGGAAAAUAAUUUUAUAAAUAUGACUGUGUUUUGCACUAUGUCACAUUUUACAAUUGCAACAAACCCUGCUUCAGAUUCAUUUCCGUACUUUGUGUUGCCUCUGAAACAAGAAAUAUCAUUAGCAAUAAGUCAGAGUACAGGUUCUUACCUUACCUAUACAGUUAAUUGGGGAGAUAAUGCACUUAAUAUUAGUGAUCAAUCAAGCAGUAAAAAUCCCAUCCCAUUCUCAUUUUCACACACAUAUGAAGGUGUUGGCACUUACGUUAUUGUUGUGGAGGCCAAGAAUGCUUUGCAAGCAAUAAGCGAUAAAAUAUUUAUUCAGAUUCAAAAUUGUUCUUUUCCACAAAUUAUUUUUCAUUAUGGAACAGUAAAAAACCAACUGCAAGUUUUCUACAAUACUACUAAAGAUUUUUCAGCAUAUAUAAAAAAAGUAGAUAAUCUAUGUAAUUCAACAAAUAUUAGUUUUGAUUGGCUCAUAAAUGGUGAAAAUAUAAAAAUUAAAUCACAUGGAGUUUUGACUGACAAUAAAAUAGUAUAUUCUAUUGGAGAUGAUUUAGAUUAUGGUUCUUAUACUUUGUCAUUGUUUUUUACAUAUAAUAAACUUACUACUGUUUAUAUUUCUUACUUCAUAAUUGUUGGUUUGCCUUUUUACAUUGAAAUUGAAAAUGGUGAGUUUCAUACUGUUGCUUACAAGGAAUUGGUGAGCAAUGAAUGGUAUCAUAGAAUAUUUACACUUAGUGCCCUUGUAAGCAUUGAUACAAACCCUCCUAAAGUAGAAUAUGAAACAGUACUAUACAAUUGGAGAUGCAAACUUGCAAGUAAUUUAUCGUUUGCUCAAGAUAGUUUAAUGGCUCAUAAGAAUGUAAACUCAACUUCCAUUUCUUGUUUUAAUCAAUCAUGGAUGGAUUUAGAAUUGUUUGGUCCAGAAAUUGUAUUGAACACAGAAAAAUUCUUAGAGGGAGUUACUUAUCAGUUCCAAGUUGUUGGUACACUUCUUGUUGGAAAAUAUUUACAGUUUAACUCUUUUAUACAAGAAAUUUUUUUUAGUCCUGGUGAUUUACCUAAAGGAAAGAUAAUUUGCAUUACAAAUUGUGGUAAAAAGUUGAAUAUAAGAGAUCAUUUGAUUUAUAUGUUUACGUGCAUGGACUGUGAUGAAAAUCUAUUGACAUAUUCUUGGCAAAUAUUAACUGAUGAUCAUCAAUGGCCUGAAGAGCUACUUCAAGAAAAUUCAACAACAACAGGGUUCAGAGGUUGCACUCUUGUAAUAAAUGUUGAAACUUUAGUGGCAUCUAAAAAUUACACAUUCACAUUAGCUGUUAGUUAUGUUGGAUCAUCUUAUAAUGCUUUGUUCAAAAUAAAAAAGGAAACUUCAUCAUUACCUAUUCCAGGAAGCUGUUUUAUUAGUCCCCAGAUAGGAUACACGAUUCUUACAAAAUUUAAAAUUGUUUGUCAAGAUUGGAAAGAUAAAGAACAAAGUAUAUUUAAGUACAAUUUUUAUUAUGACAUUGGUACCCCUGAAAAGUUUUCAAUCACUUCAAAUGAAAAUAUGGGUUAUCCAUUAUUAAAUGCAAAAUCUACUGAAGAACCAUUUCUGAUUGACUUUGUAUUACCUCCUGGUAAAAUAUAUAAAAAUUUUACAAUUGUGAUACUUAUCAAAGUGAUUGGUUUUUAUAAUGCUUUUACGCGCUAUCAUGAUCUAUAUGUUCAGGUGUUACCAUUUGAAAACAAAUUAAGUAUUUCAAACAUAUUUUCUACAAUCAACACACAUUACACUAACACAAUGUCAAGCUUUCUUCAAGCUGUAUGUCAUUAUGUAAAUGAGAAUUCAUACACUGUAAAGAGUUUAAAGGUAGAUAGUUUUGACAACAUCACAGGUUUUACUGGUGUUAAUAGAGAGUUACUACUUGAAAAAGAAAAUAUGCUGGUUCAACUGCAAAAUGCUCGCAGUAAAGUUGUUGAUUUACUUAUAUUGGCACCAUUAAACAGUUUAAAUGAAAUAAAAGAUGUUGGUGAUAUUUUAUCAGUGGUGUUAGAUGUUCCUGAAGAGUUGAUUCCACAGACUGUGAUUAAUUCUAUUGAUAUUGUCACAAAAAUGGCUUCAUUGCUAUCAGAAGAAAAUAUCAAAAAUGUUGGUCCUCAUGUUUUUGAUUUUAUCACUCAACCUUACAUCACUUCUAUAUCAAAUUUGUUUGAUGCAAUUUCUUAUUCAACUAAUUCAGUUGACCCCAAAAGUGGAAAUGAAUUCGCAACAUCUAAAAAGAUUAACGAAGGAUCAUUAAAAUUAUUACAAUCUUUGGAAGUUUACUUGAAAGCUUUGCAAUACUUUAUUGCAGAAAAUGAAGAUCCAAUAAUGGGUGACACACCUGGGUUUCGUUUUUUUGUAAAAAAAGUUUAUGGAAAUACUGAAGAAAGUACUUCAACAAGUUCAACACAAGUGUAUGAACAAUCAGGGUUUACACUUCCCAGUCUUAGUAGUUUUUUAAAUGAAUCUAUCAAGUACUCUAGCGUUGUUGUUAAUAACAUUAAUAUGAAGAACCAAUUAUUCACAUGGGACUUAGAACGUUCAAAAAAUAUUGUAUCGGAAUCUCAAAUAAUUUAUUUGAGCAUGACAACUGGACAAAAAAUUGAAGUGAAGAACUUAUCAUCAACUGUAAAUAUAUCUAUAAAAAACGUUCCAGAAAAAAUAAAAGGUCAAAAUGUUUCAUUAUUGAUACCAAAUGAUGUUCAAUUGGCUCUACUUGAGUUACAAUCUGUGGAAUGCAAGUUUCUGCUUAAAAUUAAUCCGUUAAAUGACCCACAAAACAGGACUAAUUUGAUUGUUUACAUCCAAUAUGGGAAAGUUCCAACAACAAGUGAUUAUGAUAUUAAACUAAACAUUUCAAAUAGAGAUGGCACAGUUCUCACUUUGGGAAACAACAGUCCAAGUGCAAAUCAUUCUCUAAAUAUUCAAAGAAAUCAAAAAUGCAGACUUAUGGAUGAUGGAUCAGUUAUAAUGUGGGAUUUUAUUAACUCAACGUAUUAUUUUUUAAAUAGAACAAUUCUUUACUUAACAUACUUUUAUAAUGGUCCGAUGCCAGAUAAAAUAUUUGAGAUAAACCCAUAUACAUUUGAUAAAAAGGAAUUUAUAGGGGCAUUUUAUUAUGAAAUAAAAUCUUUUUGUGUCGAAUGCAACUAUUGGAACGAAAAAUUUAAUAAGUGGAUGUCAGAUGGAUGCGAGGUUGAUUUAUUUACAAAUACUUUUUCUAUUACUCAAUGCAAUUGCAAUCAUUUGACUGCAUUUGGUGGAUUUUAUGUUGCACCGAAUAAGUUGCCCAAACCCACUUUGUUGUUAUUAAAAUCUGGUUAUGUUCUGCUUAUUGUUGUUUGCUCUGUUAUUUUUUUGUGGCUUUCAGGGUUAGUGUGUGCAAGAAGAAUUGAUAAAAAUGAUAUUAAAAAAGUUGGAGUUUGUCCACUUGUUGACAAUUGUGACACUGAUUGUUAUUUAUACCAAAUUACUGUUGUUACAGGUAGUCGAAAAAAUGCUGGAACAAAAUCAAAUAUUUUUUUUACAAUAGCUGGAGAAUUAGGAGAUUCAGGAGUUCGACGAUUAAAAGAUUCAAAAAGAGAUUGUUUUCAAAGAUCCAGUGUAGAUGUUUUUAUAAUGACAACAACUAGCUGUUUUGGAGACUUGAACUAUAUGCGAGUUUGGCAUGAUAAUACAGGUGGUGGGUGGUACUUAAGGGAUAUUGAAGUUAUCGACUUGCAAACAGAUAAGUAUUACUAUUUUAUUGCUAAUCGUUGGAUAGCUGUGGAAUAUGGCUCGUUAGAUAUUGUUUUGCCUUUAUGUCAUGAUGAAAACUUAAGAAAUUUCAGUUUUCUUUUUUUUUCAAAAACUCGAAAAGGGUUUACUGAUGACCAUUUAUGGCUAUCAAUAUUUACUCGUUUACCCAUCAGUAGUUUUACAAGAUGUCAAAGAUUAUCAGUUGCCAUCAGUUUAUUAAUGACUUCAAUGGCAUCUAGUGCAAUUUUUUUUGGUAGAGUUCCGCCCAGCAGUCCAGCAACUGAGAAUAAAGUUGGAGCUUUUUCAUUUACGUUAAAGCAGGUUUAUGUAGGAAUGGUUUGUGCAGUUGUUACUGUUCCUGUUAACUUGUUGCUGACUCAAUUAUUUCGCUUGAUUGAACCAGUUUAUCAAAAUGGUAAUAUUUCAAAAAGUCAUGAUCUUUUUAUAGAAAAUAAAGAGUCAAACUUUAGCAGCAUUGAAAAAGAUUUGUAUAAAAAGUCUGCAAAACCAUUUUACCUCCCACAUUACUUUCUAUACAUUUCUUGGAUUCUUUGUGUUGGAACAAUUUUUGGACUUGGUUGUGUUAUAUUAUUGUAUGGAAUGUCUUUUGGGAAUAAAAAGUCAUUGGAUUGGUUAUCAAGUGUGACUCUUGGAUUGAUCCAUGAUACAGUGCUUAUUCAACCAACUAAAAUUUUUUUAUUUGCAUUACUUUAUGCAUUUACUUCUAAAGUAACAGUUUAUAAAGAAAAGUAUGUGCUUUACAUACAAGGUAAAACACUCGCUCACAAUGAGAGUUGGCUUCAUACAAAAAUAAACGAAGAAAUAACUUCUAAUCAAAUAAACACUUCUACAGCACCACCAACAAAGUCUUCAAUUAAGAUUAUGAAAGAAGCUCGAUUAUUGCAGCUGAAGUUGUAUUCAACUGCGUGGGAGCUUCUUCUCUACUGCUUAUUUUCCAUGGUUGUUUUUUACCUUGGAUACAUGUCAAAAGAAAAGAGUUCAUAUUUUCAAACACGAGAUGUAGAAGAACUUUUUAACCUUAAACUAAGAACAACCACAAAAGUUUAUAAAAAUUUUCAAGUUUUAGAAAGGCUUCAAUCCUCUAAAGAUUUCUGGUCAUGGAUUGACCUUUUUUUUCUUCCAAUAAUACAUCCUGAGCCCUGGUUCAAUUUAAGUGACAAGUUCAUAGGUACAGAGUACAUGGAUUUUCCUGGAAAAAUAUUUUUGCCUGAUCUCACAUCUAAGGUUAUUAAUGGAAUACGAAUUAGACAAGUUCGGGUGAAACCAGAUUCUUGUGUUAAACCCACAGUCUUGACUGCAUAUAUUAAUCUUUCUUGUUUGUCUGCCUAUAAAGAUUCUGUUAGAGAAACAAACAACUUUGACUUAGAUUGGACCAGACCAACAAUAAAUAAUAAUUCUCAUUCAAGUACAUUAUCAUUGCCUUGGAGGUAUCAAACUUCAGAAGAAUUAGAUGGGUACUCAUUCUCAUCUGCUUUGGAAGUCUAUGACGGUGGAGGUUAUGUUAUUGAAAUAUUUCCAAAAAGAAAAAAUCAAAUAUUUAUAGAUCAUUUAAAGCAAAAAAAAUGGGUUGAUCGCCAAUCACGGGCUUUAAUCUUUGAGUUUGCCUUAUUCAAUGCAGCUACAAAUUAUUUUAAUAUGGUCACUAUAACAUUUGAGUUUCCUCCUUUUGGAGGAGUUUUAACUUGUUUUAAUGUAAAUACCUUUAUGGUCUAUGGAUCAACUAAAGAACAUGCCCUUGGUGUCAUCGGCUCACAAUUAUUUUUCCUACUUAUGACAUUAAUUUUUGCUGUUCGUGAAUUUAAAAUAUUUUAUAGAAAAGGAUGGAGUUAUUUUGUUGAAUUUUGGAAUGUUGUUGAAGCAUUUUUAUUUUUUCUUUCUCUACUUGCUGUUAGUUUCUUCAUUUAUAAAGGUCUACUUGCAAAAAAACUGAUGAGCCGUCUUCAAGAUAAGCAACCAGAAAAUUUUAUAAACUUUAUGUUUGCUUUUCAUAUAGAUUCUAACUACACUUGUAUUGUCUCAUUAAUUGUUUUUUUUGUUAAUUUAAAAUUUCUCAAAUUACUUCGGUUCAAUCGUCGUGUUUCGGUGCUUUCCUCUACACUAAAAGUUGCUUUUUAUCCACUUUUAAUGAUUGGAAUUGUAUUCGUCCUUAUUCUUUGGGCAGUAGUCCUUUUUUCUAAUAUUGCAUUUGGUUCUUUCUUAGAUGGUUACCAAACGCAUUUUCAAACAGUUACUUCAAUAGGAUCAUUAUUAUUAGGAAAAUUCAGUUUUGAAACUUUUGCCGAAAGUCCUGUUCUUGGUCCAAUAUUUUUCUUUGGAUUUAACUUUUUUAUGGUUUGGAUAUUUAUGAACAUGCUAAUAUCAAUACUUAAUGAUUCACUGGCAUCUGUGCAUUCAAAUAAAAAUUUUCAAAAUAAUGAUUAUGAGAUGAUAGACUACUUUGUAGCUCAAUUUAAAGGAUUGUUUAGUCUAAAUAAUAAACAAGACACAAAAAACUUACCGCUAAAUGUUAAUUGUAAGCAAUUGCUACCUGAGUCAUCCUUAAUAUGCGCAUCUGAAAAUCUGUACGACUGCUGCUUUGUUAGUAAAGUGCCUUUUCAUGAAAAUACACUUAUGGAUCUAGAUGACGAUGAGAUUAUGAGUAAAGUACUUGGAAAAUUUGUUAGCUGUUUAAUUUUGGUAUAUAAUCGAAAUAUUAUAAAAACAAUAAGAUGUUGUGAAAGUGUAGAGAACGAGUCGAAAACGAAAUGCAAUUAUUAUAAUGUCAUGUCGAGAACGAAGUGUAUUGGGAAUAAUGUAAUGUCGAAAAUGAAAUUUGUUGGCAAUAAAGAUAUGUCAAGAACAAUAUUUGUUGACAACUAUAUCAAGUCAAGAACAAAUUGCUUUGAAAAUAAUGAGAUAUUGUUACAAAAACAAAAGUCGAUGUUAAACAAAGAUCGUAAUUAUAUUGAUUGAUUAUGUAAAUAUAAGUUUUCAACAUUAAGAAUACAGUCUGUGUUUUUA
Messenger RNA from Hydra vulgaris (swiftwater hydra), 10287 nucleotides. The record is from RefSeq and is a predicted model, not a curated record. NCBI's taxonomy places the organism in Eukaryota, Metazoa, Cnidaria, Hydrozoa, Anthoathecata, Hydridae.